AUGUCAGCAAUGCAAAAUCAAAUCGCCGCAGGCGCCAUAGCAUCACACGUAGCAAACGUCUGUCCCGAAGGCACUAAAGCGUACCUCCUCGAGUGCGGCUGGCUCGAAUGUGACGAGGGUUUCGUGGUGCGCGGGGGAAAUACUUCGUUGAUGAGUACAGCUGGCGAGAAGUUUGUGAAUAAGAGGAGGGAGUUGCCGAUUUAUUGUGUGUUGAUUGAUCAUCCCCAUGAGGGUUGUAUUCUUUGGGAGACGGGAUGUGGCAAAGACUACCCCGAAGUCUGGGGCCCUCAAGUCGCGGACGUAUUUUCGAGGAUAAGGUAUGAGCCGCAACAUGAACUCAAAGCUGCAAUCGAGGCUACGGGUCAUAAACUUGAGGAUAUUAAGAAGAUUAUCUUGGGACACAUGCAUCUUGAUCACGCAGGCGGUCUUGAUCAAUUCAUGGACCGUAAGGAUGUCGAGAUCUGGGUGCAUGAUAAGGAGUUGAGAUCGGCGUUUUGGUCUGUGGCUACGGGGGCGGAUGAGGGUGUUUAUUUGAAACAUUAUAUGGAUUUGAGUUUGAAUUGGAAAACAUUUGAUGAUCGGACUGUGGACUUUUGUCAGGGUAUUACACUGCAUCAUCUCCCAGGUCAUACAGAUGGACUUGUGGGCAUGCAACUUAAUCUCCCGAACAGCGGAACAUUCUUCUUCAUCAGUGAUCACUGUCACGUUAUCGAGAACUGGAGAGACGGUAUCCCUCAAGGCUGGCUCGCUCGUGAUCAUCCUGCCUGGUUUCAAUCCACUCAACGCCUCAAAAGACUAGAAUCCACAACCAAAGGCCGCGUCAUCCCAGGCCACGACAAAGAAACAUUCUUGCAGCUGCAGAGUGAGAUUAAGGAUUACCUGAGUUAA
This is a messenger RNA of Glarea lozoyensis ATCC 20868, 888 nucleotides long. Its product is annotated as Metallo-hydrolase/oxidoreductase. NCBI's taxonomy places the organism in Eukaryota, Fungi, Ascomycota, Leotiomycetes, Helotiales, Helotiaceae. The coding region runs from base 1 to 888 and encodes 295 amino acids. The transcript is spliced from 7 exons. The record is from RefSeq and is a predicted model, not a curated record.